This is a messenger RNA of Elaeis guineensis (African oil palm), 3072 nucleotides long. Its product is annotated as probable methyltransferase PMT23. NCBI's taxonomy places the organism in Eukaryota, Viridiplantae, Streptophyta, Magnoliopsida, Arecales, Arecaceae. Gene Ontology annotation, molecular function: methyltransferase activity. Gene Ontology annotation, cellular component: cytoplasm; endosome; trans-Golgi network. The record is from RefSeq and is a predicted model, not a curated record.
AUCUAACGUGGCAAGAAAGGAUCGGUCCAAUCCUUUAAAGGCUAUGCGUACCAAAACAAAGGUUGGAUCAAUCACCAAGCACCGCAUUCGCGCACUUGGAGUUGGAGGUCAUCUUGGACAAGGGUAGUCCAAAGAAUAAAUAAAGGUGCCAUGCACUCCGCCACUCCAACCGUGUGCACGCCUCGCCAACCGUGCAGAACCCCAGCGCCUCUCUCCUCUAUCGUAUCCCCUCAUCUUUUUAACCCUUCACUAUCUCUCCGUGUAUCGCGCAAGAAGUUACCGCCAAGCCCACCUCCAUCGCCAUCUUCUCCGAGAAAGGGAAAAGAAAAUGCCGUCGAUACGAAACCUACUGACCGAGAGAAAAUACCCUUUCCUCCUAGCCCUUGCCUUCUUUCUCCUAUCCAUCCUUCUUCUCUUCCUCUUCUCGAACCCCACCAAUAGCCUCUUCUCCUCCUACUUCCCCUCCCUUGGAGAACUCCAAGCCUCCACCCACCCCCUCCCACCUCCUCCCUCCCGCCCCUCUCCCAUCCCAAGCCCUGACCCCCUCCCCAAUGCAAACCCUAAUCCUAUCGAAUCUGUCGAGGACGUUGGAAGCGACGAAGUGUUUGAGUUCCGAUGGGAGAUCUGUCAACGAGGGAAGGGGUUCGAUGUGGUGGAUUACAUACCUUGUCUUGAUAACAUCAGGGCGAUCAAGGAGCUCAAGUCGAGGCGGCACAUGGAGCAUCGAGAGCGGCGUUGCCCCAAGCCGAGCCCGAGUUGCCUCGUCCCCCUGCCCCCGGGUUACAAGGUGCCGGUGCCGUGGCCCAAGAGCAGAGACAUGAUUUGGUAUAACAAUGUUCCUCACCCUAAAUUGGUUGAGUAUAAGAAAGACCAAAAUUGGGUGCAGAGAUCUGGUGACUAUCUUGUUUUCCCUGGAGGCGGAACUCAAUUUAAACAGGGAGUAACAAGCUACAUUCAGUUCAUUGAGCAGAUUCUGCCAACUAUUGAAUGGGGGAGGCGCACAAGAGUUAUCCUGGAUGUUGGUUGUGGUGUUGCAAGCUUUGGUGGAUGCUUGCUGGACAAAAAUGUCAUAACCAUGUCGUUUGCCCCAAAGGAUGAGCAUGAAGCUCAAAUACAAUUUGCUUUGGAGCGUGGAAUUCCAGCCUUUCUUUCUGUAAUUGGAACCCAAAAGCUUACUUUUCCUGAUAAUGUAUUUGAUUUAAUUCACUGUGCAAGGUGCAGGGUCCACUGGGAUGCAAAUGGUGGAAAGCCUUUGUUGGAUCUUAAUAGGAUUCUGAGGCCUGGAGGGUUUUUUGUAUGGUCUGCAACACCGGUUUAUCGUGAUAAUACAAGAGAUCAAACCAUCUGGAAUGCUAUGGUACUUUUGACAGACUCCAUUUGCUGGAAGAUGGUGGUGAAAUCUAUGGAUGCUACUGGAAUUGGAGUUGUAAUAUAUCAGAAGCCUGUUUCAAAUUCCUGCUAUGAGCAGAGAAAAAUAAACAAUCCAUCUUUGUGUUUGCAGAAGGAUGGACCUAACAUUUCAUGGUAUGCUCCCCUUGACAGUUGUCUUUCUCCACUCCCAAAUAGGUCUGGCAAAGAAUACAAUUGGCCUAUUUCCUGGCCUGAGAGACUUAAAACUCGAAUUUCAAGUGUGCCUCAGGAACUGAAUGGGAUGUAUGCUGAAGAAAAAUAUGAUGAUGACAUGAAGCACUGGGAAACACUUGUAUCAGAAGCAUACUUGCAUGAUCUUGGGAUCAGCUGGUCCAGUAUUCGUAAUGUAAUGGAUAUGAAUGCUGGUUUUGGAGGGUUUGCAGCAGCACUUAUCAAUCAGCCUCUCUGGGUUAUGAAUGUAGUACCUGUCCAUGGACCUGAUACUUUACCCAUUAUCUUUAAUAGAGGGCUGAUUGGCAUAUAUCAUGACUGGUGUGAAGCUUUUAAUACAUAUCCCCGAACAUACGAUCUACUCCAUUCCACUUUUCUUUUCGGGACUCUUACGCAAAGGUGUAACAUCAUAGAAGUGGUGGCAGAAAUGGACCGAAUAUUGAGACCUGGUAAAUGGAUUUUGAUCCAAGACUCCAUAGAAAUGAUAAGGAAGAUGCAUCCCAUUUUACAAUCGCUCCACUAUGAGACCACCCUCUACAAGCGGUGGUUUCUUGUUGGUAAAAAGGAUUUUUGGCGUCCUGAUCAUAAAGAAUCCACAUCAUGAUCUUAGGUGUUGCCUGACACUUCAUCAAUUUUUGGUCAAAGCAAAGGCAUAUUUCACAAGAUCAUUGUUUCUUGUUGGUAAAAAGGAUUUUUGGGGUCCUGAUAAUAAAGAAUCCACAUCAUGAUCUUAGGUGUUGCCUUACACUUUACCAAUGUUUGGUCAAAGCAAGGCAUAUUUCACAAGAUCAUUGUUUCUUGUUGGUAAAAAGGAUUUUUGGGGUUCUGAUAAUAAAGAAUUCGCAUCGUGAUCUUAGGUGUUGCCUUACACCUUAUCAAUUUUUUGUUAAAGCAAGGCAUAUUUCACAAGAUCAUUGUUCUAUCACUAGUUUACCCACCAUUCCUGAUGAGGAGGUGUUGAAAUUCAUCAUAGAAAAAGCAGUGAUUUCCAUUCCAUUUAUCAUUGCGAAUUGCGAGUAGGCUGCAUCGGUGAAAUCAGCUGGUCCCAAAUAAAUGUGAAAGCUUGCUGGUUGCUGAAUGGUUAAAAUGGGAAAGCUUGCUGGUUGCUGAAUGGUUAAUUUCGUUGUCUCAUGGGAACAGAAGUUCUGGUCAUUCUUAUUCUCAAUGGCUGUUCUUGUAUUCCAACAACAAUUUAUAGAAGAUUGAUCAACCAUUUAGUUGUGACGAUAAGCUGGUAAGUUCUUUUUUUUUUUUUUUUGUCUUAUCUUUUGAAUGUGAAGUACUUGCACAGACGCAAUGCCGCUGAUGGUUUGGCUCUUUUGUCUGUAAAUUUCAAGGUUAGACAGGAGUUUGGGUAUUUUAUUCUCUUAUUGUUUUGGUACAUUUAUCUUUUUUGGAUGGUAUUUGUCUUUGUGCUUUGAAUUUUAGUUCUAAGAUUGUCCUGCCAGGAAAAGUUAUAUAUGAAAUUAAGAAUUUAGCUUUCCAUCUAAA